Molecule: messenger RNA, 3970 nt
Organism: Ectocarpus sp. CCAP 1310/34
Lineage: Eukaryota; Phaeophyceae; Ectocarpales; Ectocarpaceae
Source: the annotation of a GenBank genome assembly
GGUGGGUCAAAUCUGUUCCUUUCUCUUCCCUUUCGGAGACUGGGUUGUUGACCCCGCUGCAAUGAUGUGGCAAUGUUCAUCGUUCGCACAUCGCUAAGAUUGUUCGCGCUCGAAGGCAUUGCUGUGGUGCUUUGACGCGAUUAUCCUUUUGUGAUGCUGGUGUGAAUUCACCACUUCAGUCGCGAGAGACGACCAGCAGGAGUCGAUGGUACGUUGUUGUUGUUGUUGUUGUUGUUGUUUCUCACAUUAGCUCGUACGUGUGCUCGUUGAAUAAAUGUUUGUCUAUGCGAACGUCCCGCAAACCUCCGCGUACCCAGCCCCCCUACCUAGACUACACGAUGGUGCAGACGGACCGCAAGGCGCUGGUUGCCCUAUACAACGCGACCGGUGGGGCUAAGUGGGAGCACACGCGAAACUGGAACACUAGCGCCGCCCUCUCGCAAUGAUACGGAGUCGAAGUCAACUGCCAGGGCCGCGUGGUGAAGUUAUCUCUGGGUGGCAACAACUUGUGAGGUGGCGCGUGUUGAAGCAGCAAGCUAGGAGGCGAAACAUUGCAGUGUCGAAUAGCUUGGACGAAUAUAGUAGCCUUGUACGCACAGCCUGCUGGUACUGCGGGGAAUUCACAUACGAGGGGUACUUUCAUGAAAGGGCCACCGUCGGUGAAAGAGUUCUUGGGGAUGGUCAAUGAGAUCGCAAUAAAGAAAUCGAAUAAUAAUACACCUCACAAGUUGUUGCCACCCAGAGAUAACUUCACCACGCGGCCCUGGCAGUUGACUUCGACUCCGUGCCAUUGCGAGAGGGCGGCGCUAGUGUUCCAGUUUCGCGUGUGCUCCCACUUAGCCCCACCGGUCGCGUUGUAUAGGGCAACCAGCGCCUUGCGGUCCGUCUGCGCCAUCGUGUAGUCUAGGUAGGGGGCUUGGGUACGCGGAGGUUUGCGCGACGUUCGCAAAGACAAACAUUCAACGAGCACACGUACCAUCGACUCCUGUUGGUCGUCUCUCGCGACUGAAGUGGUGAAUUCACACCAGCAUCACAAAAGGAUGAUCGCAAUCAAAGCACCACAACAAUGCCUUCGAGCGCGAACAUUCUCGGUGAUGUGCGAACGAUGAACGAUGCCACAUCAUUGCGGCGGCAUCAACAACCCAGUCUCCGAAAGUGAGGAGAGGAACAGAAUAGACUCACCAUUUCUUUGUAGCUUGGAUAAGCAGCACGGAAGCAAAAGGGGAACAGCUGGACCCUGCCGUUCCCUUUUUUUACGGCACCGCUCUUGUCGUGUGGAUCCUCUCCUUACGGUGGCUGGGCUACUGCGCGGUAAAUGUUCACCUUGCUGAGCUCUAAGCAGAUGCUACUGCUCACUGAACAGUGCGCUAUGUGACAUGCAUCUGUAGGCCAAUCUGUACGUCCCGCCGCUUUUAUACGGCGGGUGGACGCCUCCAUGAAAAGAGGGGGGAUAUGUAGAUCGGUCACGGCCGACACUCCCAGUACCAGUGUACCUGGUGACACGAUCACGGACAGCCGGAAAGCUCAGCUAGGCCGGACGCAAUCCCAACUAAGGUCAGCUCACGGUGGAACAGGUGUGUGAGUCCCACUGGCAGUCGUUUGGGACGCAAGUGUCCAAGGGUUUCACGACAAAAGUCUCGCCAUCUCAAGUGCCCUUUAAGAGACACGUAAUAGUUGAACUUGGCCGUUGCGCUGUUGCUCGGCGCGCUGCACGAAAACACUCCGCCUUUGAGAUCACGUUGGUCGCCUCUGCCCCUCUCUGCAAGGGGGGAGCUUUCUCGAUGUAAGUCCACGCUUGACUACUGGAGCUGAUGCUGUCGCAGCGAUGUAAGGUAUGCACAGGAGCGUGUGUGGCACCAACAUGCCGUGUCAUGUGUGUACGUUUUCUUGACACCAGAUAACAUCCCCCCUGUAUCGAUGUUGUCGAUGUUAAAGCUCGAGUGCUCCACGACUAAAACGCUGGAGUAUAAAACAAACGAUGUUGUUGGUCUUCGGAAAGCUGUCGACGACCCGUUUCCAUCUCCACCACUUUCGACGCUAUCACGCUUCAUUUGUCGCUGUGGAGUGCUUCCCACAGGACUUUGAAGUUUGGGGCAGAGGGGGGGGUGAUAUCCUGUGCAAACAACGGUACACAUCUGAAGACGUGGUGGGUAGGUCCUGGCCUUUCUUUCUCAUGUCUUGUACGGCAGUUGAAGGAAGAAAUAUGUAAGACGGUAGUUGGAAUGCGUUGUGCAUCCACCACGAAAUAAGGACGGGACUGCUCUAUCAUGUCGGUCCGACUUUGACACCCAUCAGCCUCCUUGCCAGUUGGCUUUUCAGCAGAGAAUCGCAUGCUCGACCGUUUGUGCCGACCUGCGCAAUCCCCUGACCUAGACAUGAAAAAAAAGUACUGAAAGUUGGUGUUGUGCAUAAUCUCGGUACGUAGUGUUGACGCGUGUGGCACGAGUUGUUUGUUGCUGAGAUGGCGGUGAAUCCCCUCCCCCACCUUAUGGAGGGGCUCCCAUCGAUUGGCCCUGAUCGGAAGACACGCCACCGACACGUUGUGAAGCUAGACCACCAGGUGGGGUCGUUCUGUGUGAAUCAUUGUUACUCGGCGGAGUCAACAGGUUCUCGAUGCGCACAUCCGCCUUACAACAUCGUCCCAUGGUCACAACAGGCGAUGAAGUACGCAAGCAUUUUCGACACUUUUGUAAUCGACCGCAUCCAAUCCGUGACUGCAACAUCGCAUGGUUCAUGGACCGAGCAGCGCUCUCGGUCCACCUUUUCCUGCAGCGUUCACGGGGACAACAUGAGGAGGGAGAGAAAACCACAUCCGGGCGAAUGUUGACUCUCGUGACGAAGCUGGUAGGGAAGAGCCCUCUCGGGGAGAUGGGGGAGACGAGGAAAAAUACCCGGAGGUGGCAGCCGAGAGACGACACCGGAUAGCGAGGAGAAAACUCGCACACGAGACGGGCGCCGAGAGUCCAGCAUCCGAGAAGGAGUUAUAUCCUCCUGAGGAAGCUGGCAGAGAGAUGGGGGCGCCCGCGGGGGCCGGGGGGUGGCGAGGAGGAAACACCCGACGAAGCUGGCCGAGACGACACUGCCUGACGAGGAGGAUGGGCGGGAGCCAGGGACGGGUUACGGUGAGGGGAAGGCGGUUGGGCUGGGUUGGUUUUUUCGUGCGGCAGGAACCGUCGUAUACCUCGUAUCCCCCAGGAACGAAUAGCGAAAAACAGAUACAUGUGCCGUGACAACACCGUCCAUUGGAUACCCCGGCUGUUGGAGGAAGGACGCGUUGAAUACGAAUCCACUGCUGCGCCGGUAUAUGUGAAUCGUAAAUACACUCUUAUGAGGACACAGGCUACCGUCAGAGACAGGAGCCGGUGCCGUUGCAGUGUUCGCCUACUGCCAAGGAUGGCUAUUUCCUUUCCUGAGAUGUAACGAGGAGAGAGGUAGAAAGAGUGACCAGCAGAAGGCAGAGGAAUGAGAGUCGAAGGCUCUCCGCCUCCACUCUCGGCAGGUGGUCAAAGACGAUGGAAGUGACAGAUCUCAACGAUGUAUGACUUGUCACUCUGCAGAUGGCAAACUUCCCCGAUGGAUCGUAUCCUCCUACUUUGCGUGUGCACGAGUGGUUGGUUGGUUAUGCUUCCGACAGGAGUCCUCUACAUCACCCCCCCCUCUAUGCGCCACAAGUCCAUCUGUGAUAAAGAUGUGCUUUUGGUGUCUCGAGACAGUAGUGGCUCAUGGAGAUGCAUGUAUCGGAAUUACCCUAGUUUGCACAACACCAUCAACAAGAUUUGAUUAUCGUGCCACGCGUGUUAAGAAACACGGAGUCCUCAGACAGGGUGAUGAAUGUGGUCCACACUAGUAUAUCUAGAACAAAAAAUGGUUGGUACUGGGCUAUCAUGGUGGCAGUUAGGAUACUAAAAUAUUUUCGUGGUCAUGAUCGCGUGGCAUGCCAUGUGCGGGGAUGAUGAGCUGUAGACUUGUC